CCAGUACAACGAAUCGCUUAUGUUUGUACUGCCACCCAGCCGCUCCCCACAAUCACUCGCACAGGAAGAAAAUACGACUUGGCUGCCUCGGGGAUUGUACAACAUGAGAAAGUGACACGCAGUAACUGUUCUUGGAUGAUACGGCCGAUAAUUUAAACUUUUUUUUCAUACUUGCGUGGAAAUGCUAUGACCACAGAGUUUCGGUUCAGGUGUGGGGGGACGCUGCGCUUCUCGUGUUCGGAGGAAGGUGAACACCUUACCUGUUUUGGGAUCGUAGCAGGAAGUAAUUUGUAAAAUCAUAAUGGGGAGUAAGGAGAAGUAUCACUGGCAGACCCAGAAUGUGAAGGUCAGCGGUGUGGACGACAUGGUCCUGUUGUCCAAGAUCAACGAGGAGGCCAUAACGGACAACCUGAAGAAGAGAUACAAUGACGAUUACAUAUUCACCUACAUUGGUCCUGUGCUGAUCUCUGUAAAUCCCUUCAAACAGCUGCCAUACUUCACUGAUCGGGAAGUGGAGUUGUACCAGGGGGCGGCCCAAUAUGAGAACCCUCCUCACAUCUACGCCCUGGCUGACAACAUGUACCGUAACAUGAUGAUCGACGCCGAGAACCAGUGUGUCAUCAUCAGUGGGGAGAGUGGAGCUGGGAAGACCGUCGCAGCUAAGUACAUAAUGAGCUACAUCUCCAAGGUGUCGGGCGGAGGGCCCAAAGUGCAGCAUGUGAAGGACAUCAUCCUGCAGUCCAACCCCCUGCUGGAGGCCUUUGGGAAUGCCAAGACUGUCCGCAACAACAACUCCAGCCGCUUUGGCAAGUACUUUGAGAUCCAGUUCAGCCGUGGAGGUGAGCCCGAUGGAGGAAAGAUAUCCAACUUCCUUCUGGAAAAAUCCAGAGUGGUAUCCCAGAACCACGGAGAGAGGAACUUCCACAUCUAUUACCAGGUCCUAGAGGGUGCUACGAAAGAACAAAGAGAGAACCUUGGCGUUACUACACCUGACUACUACUUCUACCUCAACCAGUCAGGGACCUACACUGUGGACGAUGUUAACGACAAGAAGGAGUUCUCUGAUACCAUGGAUGCCAUGACAGUAGUGGGGCUCUCUGAAGACGAAAAGACCACCGUACUGCAGAUAGUUGCAGGUAUUCUUCACCUGGGAAAUAUCUUCUUCAAAGAGGAGGGCAACUAUGCUGUGGUGGAGAGCGAGGACUUCCUGGCAUUCCCAUCCUACCUCCUCGGCAUUUCCCAGAACGGCCUGAAGGAGAAGCUAACGAGCCGCAUAAUGGACAGCAAAUGGGGGGGCAAAACAGAGAGCAUCGCUGUCACUCUGAACACGGAGCAGGCCACUUUCACCAGGGACGCCCUCUCCAAAGCCCUCUACUCCCGCCUCUUUGACUACCUUGUAGACGCCAUUAACAAAGCCAUGGAGAAAGACCACGAAGAGUUUAAUAUCGGGGUGCUGGACAUCUAUGGCUUUGAGAUUUUCCAGAAAAAUGGCUUUGAGCAGUUCUGCAUCAACUUUGUGAAUGAGAAGCUACAGCAGAUUUUCAUUGAGCUGACACUGAAGGCAGAGCAGGAGGAGUAUGUUCAAGAAGGGAUCAAAUGGACACCCAUUGAGUAUUUCAACAACAAAGUUGUGUGUGACCUCAUUGAAUCUAAACUGAAACCACCUGGAAUCAUGAGCAUCCUGGAUGAUGUGUGCGCCACCAUGCAUGCCAAGGGCGAGGGGGCAGACCAGACUCUCAUCCAGAAGCUUCAGAUGCAGAUCGGUACCCAUGAGCAUUUCAACAGCUGGAACCAGGGCUUUGUGGUGCACCACUAUGCUGGAAAGGUGUCCUAUGAUGUGAGUGGCUUCUGUGAGAGGAACAGGGAUGUCCUCUUCAAUGACAUCAUUGAGUUGAUGCAGAGCAGUGAAUUCGCCUUCAUCAAAGACCUGUUCCCAGAAAAUCUGGAUGCUGAGAAAAGAGGUCGUCCCAGCACUGCAAGCAGCAAGAUCAAGAAACAGGCCAAUAACCUGGUGCAGACACUGAUGAAGUGCACGCCCCACUACAUCCGCUGCAUCAAGCCCAACGAGACCAAGAAGCCCCGCGACUGGGAGGACAGUCGAGCCAAGCACCAGGUGGAGUACCUGGGCCUGCGCGAGAACAUCCGCGUCCGCCGUGCCGGCUAUGCCUUCCGCCGGCCCUUCAGCAAGUUCCUGCACAGGUACGCCAUCCUAACGAAGGAGACCUGGCCACAGUGGCGUGGGGAUGAGAGACAGGGGGUUUUACACCUGCUCCGCUCUGUCCACAUGGACGACGACCAGUACCAGCUGGGCAAGACCAAGAUCUUUGUCAAGGCCCCGGAAUCUCUGUUUCUUCUGGAGGAGAUGAGGGAGAGGAAGUUCAAUGGCUAUGCCCGUGUCAUUCAGAAGGCCUGGCGCAAGCAUAUUGCCGUCCGCAAGUACGUUCGCAUGAGGGAAGAAGCCUCAGACAUCCUGCUGAACAAGAAAGAGAGGCGGCGAAACAGCCUGAACCGCAACUUUGUAGGCGACUACAUCGGAACCGACAACCGCCCAGAGAUCCGGCAGUUUGUGGGUCGGAGAGAAAGGAUCGACUUUGCCGACGUAGUCGUCAAAUUCGACCGAAGGUUCAAGUCAGUGAAGCGUGACCUGAUCCUGACCUCUAAAUUCCUAUACCUGAUUGGCCGUGAGAAGGUUAAACAGGGCCCAGACAAGGGACAGAUCCAAGAGGUUCUGAAAAGGCAGAUCCCAGUGGAGAAGGUCCAGUCUGUCUCUAUGAGCACACUACAGGAUGACUUCUUCAUUGUCCAUGAGGAGCACUAUGACAGUGUGCUGCAGUGCGUUUUCAAGACCGAGUUCCUGAGCCUGCUGUACAAACGCUACGAGGAGAAAACCCAGAGGAAACUGCCGCUCAAGUUCAACAACCUACUGGAGUUCAAGGUGAAGAAGGGGGGCUGGGGUCCAUUUGGGUCGGCCGGAUCCAGGCAGAUGCAGUUCCAGGUUGGCCAGGGAGAUGAGGCUAUCCUCAAGCCCAGUGGCAAGUCUCUGAUAGUCAGCAUUGGAACAGGUCUCCCAAAGAACUCCAGACCUACCCGCCGGGACAACAGAAAGAGCAAGUAUAUGGGGAACCAAGCCAACUCUCGAGGUCCCCCCAGGGGUGGUGGCGGCGGCGGCCGAGGAGGGGGUGACCGUCACCGGGGGAACCAGCGCUCAUCCAGAGCGUCCCUGCCCCGCCAGCAGAGCAGCAUGGAGCAGCCCACCCUGCCCCGACACCACGGGCCCCGGCCGGCCCAGAAUCAGAACCCGGGCCACGUGGACAUGGGCUUCAUGAAUGUGCCUGACCAGGGUGUAGCAGGGCUCCAUCGCAGGCGUUCCAAGGAAUGCAAGCCUCUUCCUGGAGCAGGCCGGCCGAAGCCUGCUCCUAAACCCAAACCCCGUUCGCCGCAGUGCCGCACCCUGUACGCGUACGAUGCUCAGGACACAGAUGAGCUCAGCUUCAAUGCGGACGACAUUAUUGAAAUAGUAACUGAAGAUGCCUCUGGCUGGUGGUUUGGGCGUCUAAGAGGAAGAGAAGGCAUGUUUCCUGGGAACUAUGUGGAAAAGAUCUAGACCUGAGACAUGGGUGUCAGUGUUUGGGACUGGAGACAGUAUUUGCCAUGGGACUGAAGUCUGACAUCAGGCUGCUGCCCUACGGUGAUGUCUGCAACAACUCUGCAAGCUCUGCAUCUUUCACCCGCACUUCUGUCUCCCAAAUAAAUACGACACAUUAGUUAUUUUUCCAUAGCAAUGAUCAACAUUACAACUGCUCCCAGGUUUGUAUAAAGUACUUAAGCUUUAUGGGUUUUAUAUGGUAUAUGGCUAUAUAUAGAUAUAUGGGUACUUAUGAGAAGAACACACACAUCCAAACAAUUAUAUUUUAAACAAUGACAUAGAAAACAAAGUUAUUUUAUCAGCAUUGUUUUUCUCCAAAACAUUUUAUGGUAUUUUAAGUGUUUUAAAAUGAACAUUUGAACAUUUAAUAUAAUCUUCACUGUAUCAAACAAACACAAACAGACCAUACUGUAUUGUUUACUUGUAGAUAUUAGGUCUUUCUAUAGGUAAAGUAUGAAAAAAAGAUUUAAUUGUUUUUUUAUCCUAACAAUUAUAACUCAAUCCUAGUUAUCAUGUCCUAUACAACUUGAAGCCAUAGGUCCUGGAUCUUUCUGAAAACAUUUUUUUUUACUGAACACUCAUUUCCAUUUUCACCCUGAUUAAUCGGAUUUAGUGUUGUUUUCGAGGCAUAAGUUCAAAGUAAUAUUGGAAAGAAAUCAAGAAAAAUGAAAAAUCAUUUAAUCUCCUCUUCCUCGUCAUGCUCUUGUCCUAUACUGAGGAUUUCACGGCUGUUUCUCUCGAUAGUAAGAAAAAGUGAAGAUGAUUUGGCUGUGAAUGCAUUGCAUUUUGCUGUGCUAUCAGAAUGUGCGAAGAGAUGAUACCUUAAGAACUCUUAUUUGAGGACUCAGACCAACCCCUAGUUCUUGACCAGUUGCAUAUGACAAGACUAACAUGACUGAAGAAAAUUGCUUUACUGUAUUUUAUUCAUGAACACCUUUUAGGAACUCAUAAAAACACAAACAGGCUUGUAGAAACAACACAUGGUACAGAUAAUGCAGAAUACAUUUUAUUCCCACAUUUUAAAUAAUCAUCAGUAUUUAUACCAGGUUAGUGCUCUUAUCUGACAAUUGAAUUUAUAUAACUCCGUUGGAAAUUUGGGGAAAAAAUAGCAGUCUGCAGUCUAAGCUCAUGUUCUACUGAAACCAUUCUUUUUUUUUUUUAAUAUAAAUGAAUCAUUUUAAUUUGGUGGAUUGUUCUACCAUGAGUCAACAUCGUGAUCAAAGUAAACCUGAAAUAAAGAAUUUUUCAACAA
Messenger RNA from Conger conger (European conger), 4898 nucleotides. RefSeq names its product myosin IEb (gene myo1eb). NCBI's taxonomy places the organism in Eukaryota, Metazoa, Chordata, Actinopteri, Anguilliformes, Congridae. The record is from RefSeq and is a predicted model, not a curated record. The transcript is spliced from 27 exons. Gene Ontology annotation, cellular component: cytoplasm; actin cytoskeleton; myosin complex. The coding region runs from base 302 to 3604 and encodes 1100 amino acids. Gene Ontology annotation, molecular function: actin filament binding; ATP binding; microfilament motor activity. Gene Ontology annotation, biological process: actin filament organization; vesicle transport along actin filament.